This is a messenger RNA of Malurus melanocephalus (red-backed fairy wren), 4131 nucleotides long. RefSeq names its product schlafen family member 11-like. The transcript has 5 exons. Lineage: Eukaryota; Metazoa; Chordata; Aves; Passeriformes; Maluridae. Bases 67 to 3048 code for a protein of 993 amino acids. The record is from RefSeq and is a predicted model, not a curated record.
AGCACUGAAUAAAUUAUUUGAAACAUACGCUCAGCGUCCGCUGCGGGCGACGCGGGUACGGAAGAGAUGAGAGAGAAAGGGGCGGGAAGUUCGUUCCUAAACUUUCCCGCCCGACGGGACAGGGCGGGGAAUUUUGCGCCAGUCGCGCCUACGGAGCCAGCCCGGAGUUCUCGUCCCCGGCAGGGUUGGUCAGCGACGGGUCCCGGUUCCGCACACUCGUCUGCCCAGUKCCCCGAAGCCGAACCGAACCGGCGGCAGCGCUCGGAAGCGAGACCGGCCCAGGGCGGGAUCAGGAUGGCCAGACAGGAAAGUCCGCUGCUGAUUGACUUGAACACGAACUAUCCCGAUGUGGUGGUAGAUAUCGGGAAAAUAUGUUUAGGAAAGAAUUCCAGAAAGAAGAGUUCUAGCAUUCAGAAAAGCGAACGAAAUGUCCUUUCCAUAGCAGUGUAUGCGCUGCUGAAUUCAGGAGGAGGAAUAGUGAGGAUGGAGAGUGAGGACAGGAAUUACUGCUUCCAGGAGCAUGGCAUUGGUGAGGACAUAGAGAGGAGCCUCAGAGAUUGCGUCAGUGGCAACAAGACCUCUGAAUACUUCACGUGGAUGCAGAAGGGGAGUAACCUGCUGCUUUUUGUUAAAACAUGGAGCUGUGGAGGCCCAGAGCAGGGAAGUGCAGCCACAAAGCCACGUCUCUGCAGCUUGAGCACUGGUUUGUUUUAUAGGUCUGACACUUCAGUUUACCCUAUGACUUCCACAGAAGCUGUUGCAUUCCUGAGGAAGAAAAGCCGUGCCAAGUGCCACAAUGAGAAUGAGCUGAGCACCAAGAGAGCUAGGGUGACUUUCAGUGGGGAAGCAAAGGAGACUCCUCUGAAUAUACAGGAGCAUGAUAUCCAAGAUGCCGCUGCCAGGUUUAUGAAGAGGGACAAAGUKCUGGUAGGGGAGGUCCUGGGUUUCACAGAGACAAUGCAUAUUGAAUUUAAGGAAUACAGCACGAAGAAUAUCUUGGAAUACAUUAGAAGAUGCCUUCCUAAAUAUGUAUCUGCAUUUGCAAAUACUGAGGGAGGAUAUUUAUUUUUUGGYGUGGAUGAUGAUGGUAAAGUCACCGGAACCCACAGUAACGUGGAGAAAGAAGCCUUAGAACAAACAGUGGCUGAUGCCAUUGGCUCAACAUCUGUUCAUCACUUCUGUGGCUCUGGGGCUGGUGUGCAGUUCCAGACGCACAUCCUGGAUGUUUAUGACCRAGCAGGCUGUUCGCAGGGCUGUGUCUGUGCCGUGCGCAUUGAACCUUCCUGCUGCCCUGUGUUCAAUGGUGACCCUGAAUCCUGGAUGGUGACAGGUCACAAAAUUGAAAGACUGAGUAUCAGCAAAUGGAUGAAGCUCAUGACAGCUGCAGACCCAGAUCUAGCAGAUCUGGCUGACAAUUUUCGGACUCAGCUCAGCUUGGCAMAUGGCCCUCCUCUGAUCAAGCCAGUUUAUUGCAAAGCUGAUCUCCAGUGUGCAGCUGAACUCCAAGAAUGUCUCUACCCAGUGGGUUCUAAUGAAAUCAUAUGGAAGCCAGAAUCCAUCUGCACCGAUCUGUUCUCAGAGUAUCCCGGCUUAGAGGAUUUAUUGAAAAAACAACUCCAUGGACUUACCAGGGGCGUACUGAUACUUUCCAGGAGUUGGGCARUUGACAUUGGAUUGCAGAAAAACCAGGAUGUUGUUUGUGAUGCUCUCUUAGUAGCUGACAGUGAGUAUCCAGUGUUGUUUACUGUAGUCAGGGAUGCCUCUUGUGUCACRUCUGGAAACUGGAAAGAAACUGCUCGUGCCUUAAAGCAAAAAUUGGUCAAUGAUGGGGGAUAUACUUCAAGAGUGUGUGUGAUUUCCCAAAUCCUGCAGCUGAAUGACACGAAUGACCAGAUGGGAAUUGCAGAGAAUGAUGUUCCCUGGCAAGAAGCCCAGUCUGAUUCCACCAGCUUGUACCCAAAGAAUUACAUCCUCACCGCCAGGGAUAUCCCUGCCUUCCUGCGAGCACUUGUGAUUGUUGUGCUGUCCUUUAAGUCCUACUUGAGUGACAGUCUUGGCUGUGAGAUUUUCAACCUUCUCACUCUCAAACAAUAUGAACUGAUCUCCAACAACCUCCACAAAGUCAGGAAGCAGUUUGUCCUUGGUCUUCCUGGAACUGGGAAAACAAUUGUGGCUUUGAAGAUUAUUGAGAGAAUAAAAAACACAUUUUGCUGUUCUUCAAAGGAGGAGAUACUUUACAUCUGUGAAAAUCARCCCUUGAGGGAUUUUGUUGGCAAUGAGAUCUGCCAGGCUGUGACACGUGUUGCCUUCCUGAAGGACAACUUCCCACACGUGAAACACAUUGUGGUUGAUGAAGCUCAGAAUUUUCGUCGUGAUGAAGGAGACUGGUACAAACGUGCCUGGUCGAUAGUCAAGGAAAGAGAUGGUGUUUUCUGGGUCUUCCUGGAUUUCUUCCAGACCACCUACCCAUAUAAUUGUGGUCUUGACUUUUCCAAACUGUACCCUCAGGAAUGGAUGACCAAGGUGGUCCGUAAUGCCAAGCAUAUAUACKAUAACAUGCUUUCUCGAAUGUCGAAAAUCCUGCAAGAACGUAACAUAGUUGUGCCCUAUAAAGUGCUGGAAAGGUUGUUGAAUCAGGCAGAAUGUGCCCAUUCUUUGUCAGGUGACUACAUAGAAAAGGAAAAUAUGGAAGCAGAUGAAGUGGCAGAGUAUGUGACCAAGCACUGCAAGAGCUACAUUGAGCAAGGCUAUCGCCUCAAAGAUAUUGCAAUCCUGUGCAGCACAUGUCUCGCAGCUCAGCAGUUCAGACGGAUAUUGCAACCUCAGCUAGAAAGACAACUAAGCAAGGGCAGGGUGAGGAAGAUUGUGGGGCUAGCAGAGGAUGUUUUAAAAGACGUCAUUGUUCUUGACAGCAUCCGACGCUUCUCAGGCCUAGAAAGGAGGAUUGUGUUUGUCAUCCACCCUUACGCUCAACAAGAGCAGAUAGUUCCCAGUCUUUUGCUCUGCGCAGUAUCCAGAGCCAACACCAAGCUCCAUUUGCUGUAUUAGUGGAAAAGGUAUUUUUAAGAAGCCUGUGUUCAGACAAGGGCYCCUUGGGCUCUGCAUAUUGGAAUGUUUCAUUCAUUCAGUUAUACUAUAGAGCAGCCUUAGAGAAAUACAUCACAAUCAGAAACUGCAGUGGGUCCCCAAUAUUUCCUCAUUCUAACAGGACUCUUGAAGCCUUCAAGUCCCCCAGCUGUUGCAAGAGAGCAUUUGUGUUGACAGCCUGAUUCUUACUGUCAUGUCAAAUGUGACAUCAGCAGUGUGGCUCUUCAAACUCCAAUUGCGAAAACCCUGUUAAGAAUCUACCACCUAAUUACAUCUUUUCUUUCUGUCUCAGCUGCCAACUGUUGGUGAAGCUUUGCCAAUGYCUGUCUGUAACAUUGUGUCUAUAAUUGCUUACUCUGAUAUUUCAUAAAGCUGGGUAAAUAGUGACAUGGUAAUGUCAUAUUUGCCCAGGAUAAAAAAAAAAAAAMCCUAAACAAACUGGUGUUUUAUGUAGACUUCUGUACAAUUUUCUCAUCUUUCUGCUUUUCUAUAAUGAAAGGCUUUUGAUGAUCUUUGAGAUCGCUUGUAUUUGUGACUGCCAGCAGUCCUGAUCUGAGAAAGUGUUUUAGGUUACAUGGAAGGUGUAAACAAAAAGUAUGCAUUCUAUUACCAUCUCCAUAAGCUGUUAAAACCAGGUGGUGGAAUACUCUUUUUUUUUUAACGGGAGUCAGCCCUGAUAACAUCCUCCAGGGGGGCUCUCUCUGCUAAUGGGCCCUCAAGGACUCUGGGAAUGACUAGAAUUACAUCAUCCCAUUGUGAGAUGCCCCACCCAGAGAGGAGAAACUGGACAUCACUACCAGCAUAUAAGCUGAGGCUCUGGAACACUAAGACACAGAGGACAAGAGUUCGAGAACCACCACUGGACCUCCAGAGGUGGAGUCAACCUGUCAUCAGGAUCAUCACUUGGACAAGACCACAUCCAUUGCUCCAGUGGGGCUGCAGCCACCACUCCUCAACAGGUUGCAUUCUGACUUUGUCAAUUUAAGCUGGUAUUUCUGUAUUAUUGCCUCUAUUUYAUUUUUUCCUAUUAAAUUGUAGUUCUGA